Molecule: messenger RNA, 1176 nt
Organism: Fusarium fujikuroi IMI 58289
Lineage: Eukaryota; Fungi; Ascomycota; Sordariomycetes; Hypocreales; Nectriaceae
Product: probable MVD1-mevalonate pyrophosphate decarboxylase
Exons: 2
Coding region: 1-1176 (391 amino acids)
Biological process (GO): isoprenoid biosynthetic process; isopentenyl diphosphate biosynthetic process, mevalonate pathway
Cellular component (GO): cytosol
Molecular function (GO): diphosphomevalonate decarboxylase activity; ATP binding
Source: RefSeq, a predicted model, not a curated record
AUGUCCGAUACCAAGGUCUACCGCGCCAGCACGACUGCGCCUGUCAACAUCGCCGUUGUCAAAUACUGGGGAAAGCGCGAUGCUAAGCUCAACCUCCCUACCAACAGCUCCCUCUCCGUAACCCUCUCGCAAGCCGAUCUCCGAACCCUCACAACAGCCUCGUGCUCGAGCACCUUCACCGAUGGCGACAGCCUCACUCUCAACGGAGAGUCCUCCGACAUCUCUGGCGCCCGAACCCAAGCUUGCUUCCGCGAGCUUCGAUCUCGCCGUGCCGCUCUCGAGGCCGCCGACUCUUCGCUCCCCAAGCUGUCUACAUAUCCCCUGAAGCUUGUCUCCGAGAACAACUUCCCCACUGCUGCUGGCCUUGCUUCCUCAGCUGCUGGUUUCGCUGCGCUCGUCCAGGCUAUCGCUCUUCUGUAUGAGCUUCCCGACUCGCCUUCUGAUCUUUCACUCGUCGCUAGACAAGGCUCUGGAUCUGCUUGCCGCAGUCUGUUCGGUGGAUAUGUUGCGUGGAGAAUGGGCGAGAAGGAGGAUGGAAGCGAUUCCAAGGCCGACCUUGUCGCUCCCGCUUCACACUGGCCUGACAUGCGAGCUCUGAUCCUCGUUGUCAGCGCCGCCAAGAAGGGUGUCUCUUCCACCUCUGGCAUGCAGCAGACCGUUGCUACAUCUGGUCUCUUCAAGGAGAGAAUAGCAAACGUUGUCCCCGCCAACAUGACCGCUAUGGAGGAGGCUAUCAAGAACAAGGACUUUCCCAAGUUCGCCGAGGUCACCAUGCGCGACUCCAACUCUUUCCACGCUACUUGCGCCGACACCUACCCUCCCAUCUUCUACAUGAACGACGUUUCCCGCGCCGCCAUUCGUGCUGUUGAGUACAUCAACGAGAAGGCCGGCAGGACCAUUGCGGCUUACACCUUCGAUGCUGGUCCCAACUGUGUUGUCUACUACGAGGAGAAGGACGCUGAUAUCGUUGUCGGUACUUUCUACCAAGCGCUCCAGGGUGUUGGCGGCUUCAAGGAGGGUGCUGCUAGCGCCAAGUCUAGCGUUGAGCUUGAGAGUGCUCUGGCUUCUACUUUGAAGGAGGGCGUGAGCAGAGUCAUUUCCACUGGUGUUGGAGAGGGUCCUAUCAAGACUGAUGAGUUCCUUGUCGGAGAGGACGGUCAAGCUGUUCGACGAUAG